GCCCAACUCCAGGUACCUUAGUAGUUACAAAGUUACAAAGUUGCAAUGCAUCAACAUAAGCACAUGGUCUUCCUUUAUUUUAAUACAUAACAAAGCAAAAAUCUCUUAAAUGCGUUUCUUAUUUAUUUUUUAUCUUUCAUUCAUCAAAUAUAAUUUAAAUCGAGCCCAAUUUCCUUAGGCAGCUUCUUACUGCGGUACAAGCUCCAUGAUGGAGACCAAUGAACAACCCCAAUUUGUGCCUUUCACCAAGGCUGAGCGCAUUGAACAAUUAGGCGAGAUCGAUCGGAACAUCGUAAGCCUACUACGCUCCACUGCUCAAGCCAUUCAAACCCUCGGAAGACAACAAUCCCAAGGGGAGGAUACUAUCAUGACAGACGAAAAAGACCAGCAAUCGCAGGUCUUCCAAAGCUCGAUGAAUGAUUUCCUCCGUACGUUGCGAGCUGUUAACGUCGGUAUGAAACGACAGAUAUGGGGUCUUGAAGAGGAGCAUAUCAUAUCCCUGGAAAAUAAGGACGGUCCUAAUACUAGAGAUGAGGGCGGCGAGGCCCAGGGAGUUGGCAAUCGCAAUACCCCAAUCAAGCCGGAUGGCGAUGGGAAGAUUGGUGGACUCGAUGUGGGCUGGCUCAACAGCCGAAGCGACGAGGUUGAGAGGGGUAUGGAGACUGAUCUUUGGGCCGAAGCCGAGUCAUAUCUACAACGGCUUCUAAAGCAACACGAGGCCACCCAAAACUAGGAACAGAUGAUGGAUAUGCGAUGAGUUUACUCUAUGGUUGACUGAGAUGUCCCAUAUGAUGAGGGUUAAAAUAGGACAGCAUUAGCAUUUGACGGCGUUUAAGGAGUACGGGUAUACCAUAGGUCUUAUCCAUCUUCAGUCUGCCUAUUAGGUAGCUGAAUUAUAUUUGUUUUUUUUUUUUUUUUUUUCAAACCUGAUAUAAAUUCUAGCCAAUAAGGGGAUC
Daldinia vernicosa is the source of this 956-nucleotide messenger RNA. RefSeq names its product mediator complex, subunit Med11. Lineage: Eukaryota; Fungi; Ascomycota; Sordariomycetes; Xylariales; Hypoxylaceae. The record is from RefSeq and is a predicted model, not a curated record. Bases 206 to 733 code for a protein of 175 amino acids. The transcript is spliced from 2 exons. Gene Ontology annotation, biological process: regulation of transcription by RNA polymerase II. Gene Ontology annotation, molecular function: transcription coregulator activity. Gene Ontology annotation, cellular component: mediator complex.